Molecule: messenger RNA, 1741 nt
Organism: Petromyzon marinus (sea lamprey)
Lineage: Eukaryota; Metazoa; Chordata; Hyperoartia; Petromyzontiformes; Petromyzontidae
Product: carboxymethylenebutenolidase homolog
Molecular function (GO): hydrolase activity
Source: RefSeq, a predicted model, not a curated record
ACGUCGCGCAUAGAAUUCGCCACCGGAUGCCUUUCGAAAGGCGUCACGCGCUGGAAGUGUUGUGCCAAGAAGCUCACGCGAAUGACGUACCACAACGCUGGGAAACAUUUAACAGGCAAACCGAUAAUUUUGUUGUUGAAAUAUUAACAAUACUCAAAAUAACUAGCGGAUAUAGCAACAACAGCAAAAAACCGCGCGGUACCUGCGUCAAAGACUCUGAGAAUUCCCAGGGAAGGGGCGAAAAGAUGGCAAAUGAGGCGAAGCCAUGCCCCUGCGAGCUGGGAGACGUGAUGCCCUACAGCGGGCAGGGCCAGGAGGUGCGAGCGGGACAUGUGGAUUCUUACCUAAGUGCGGCUCAGCCUGGUGCUAAUGGGGAAGCCUCGGUUCGGGGCCUCAUCAUCAUCCAGGACAUCUAUGGGUGGAAGCUGCCCAACACUCGCUUCAUCGCAGACUGGCUGGCAGGACAAGGAUACACGUGCAUCGUACCAGACUUUUUCCUGGGGAAGGAGCCUUGGAGCCCCAGCCACGACUGGAGUACCUUUCAAGAGUGGCUCAAGGACAAGCAGGCCACCAACAUCGGCACGGAGAUUGAUGCAGCCAUGGAUUACUUGAAGAAGGAGUGUGGGGUGCAGCGGAUUGGGGUAUUGGGCUUUUGCUGGGGAGGACUGGCCGUUCAUCACCUGCUGCUCACAAACUCUGAGCUGCAAGCCGGUGUCUCCUGCUAUGGUAUCAUUAAGAUAGAGGAGUCCCGUUACGCACUCAAGAAUCCUGUAUUGUACAUCUUUGGAGAAAAUGACCCACUCAUUCCAUUGGACACGGUGCAAUUGCUGGAGAAACGCCUGGUGGCUGAGUGCCAGGUGGAUGUGCAGGUGAAGGUGUUUCCGGGACAGACGCACGGCUUCGUGCACCGCAAGCACGAGGACAUCAGUCCGGCCGACGAGCAGCACAUCAAGGAGGCACGUGCCAAUCUGCUCGCCUGGCUCAACAAAUACGUGUGACACACUCUCACUAAGUCAGCGGUGGCGAUUUAGCUAUGGAGGUGACAUGGUCCAGCGGUCGCACAUUUGCAUAAGUUUGUGAUUUUAACCCAGCAGGUGUAAUAACCAUAAAAUAUGCACCGUCUGCUUUACAUUCGUUUGAAACGAGUAGGCCAUUGUGUGCUGGUUUAAUGGUCCAAAUUUAACAAAUGUGAAAAUCACCUGCAAAUGACCCAAUUGGGAUUACACAUAGCAACAUCGCCGCCAACUGUGAAACUACUGCAGACGAUGUAAAACAAAGUGUCUUCGCAAUAAGAAUGGCACGGAUACCAGUUGUACUAAAAUCUUAAUUAUUGCCAAGUUGGUAACAUAUUUUUUAGUACAAGGAAAUAGCCCAAGUGUCUGAUUAUAUUUUCAAAUGUGCAUAAUGCAGGUAAUCGAUGAACUGGGCCAAUAGUGGUUAAUACAAAACAUUUUACUGCCUUUCCAAUCAAGACUAUCGCUGUGCCAUAGAUACAUUGUUUACUUUUAUAUUUGCCAACAAUAAAACAUCCUAUGUCUGAUAUUCCCACUCCUAAAAAGCUACAUUGGCUAACAGUCUCCCCAUGCAAUCAUAAUAUUGUUUUGAAAGGCAAACUGAAAAGGUAACCAUUGCUUGCAAAAUUAUCUUUUGAAUACAUGUGCAGAGUAACAGUUUUUGCAUAUUCUAUUGUUGUAUUCAUGCCUGAUUAACUUAAAUUAAAUAUUACAGCAUAUAAACAAAG